Molecule: messenger RNA, 2395 nt
Organism: Protopterus annectens (West African lungfish)
Lineage: Eukaryota; Metazoa; Chordata; Ceratodontiformes; Protopteridae
Gene: LSM14B
Product: LSM family member 14B
Molecular function (GO): mRNA binding
Source: RefSeq, a predicted model, not a curated record
GCAGAGACUAAAUGAAGUUGCCCCGACCGCACGGGAAAAUGCCGAUUUAGUUUAAUGUGUCAAGUAUUGACAACGAAAAUGGUUUUAUGCAGAUACUGUUGUCUAAUAGUGCCUAUCAAGCUGCUUCACACGCUCUCGUCCUUGUUGCGCGCGGCUUUUUUAGUCACGCCCUCACUCACCAGCGUAUUUAAACACAACAGGAGGUGCAGUUUUCGUUCGACGGUACAACUCUGUGGAUUGUUUUAAUUUAGUGAGGCUGUGUGUUUGUUUUAGCAUUGUCCUUCUGUCUGUUUUAUUGAAGUGUACGCGGCUGGACCGACGCAACCGUGUCACAGCUAUGAGUGCUGGUACUCCUUACAUUGGCAGUAAAAUUAGUCUUAUCUCCAAGGCACAGAUCCGAUAUGAGGGGAUUCUGUACACCAUUGAUACCGAUAAUUCAACGGUGGCUUUAGCCAAAGUAUGUUCAUUUGGAACAGAAGACAGACCUACAGACAGACCUGUACCACCGAGAGAAGAGGUUUACGAGUACAUUAUCUUUCGUGGCAGUGAUAUUAAAGACAUUACAGUAUGUGAACCACCAAAGCCUCAGCAUGCUCUUCCUCAAGAUCCUGCUAUUGUACAGUCAUCCUUGGGCACUUCAUCCACAGCCUCUUAUCAGCCACCAUUGUCUUACAGCCCGUUUCGUGGUAUGCCUCCCUACAGUCAGCUUGCUGCCAGUUCCUUGCUUGGACAGCAGUAUAUGGGUCUGGAAAGGGCUGUUAGCCCACCAGUUUCUACAUCUGCUUCCAGCCUUGGUUCAUCUCUGCAGUCAACCAUUUCAGAGCAGAACACGACUAAGCUUCAAAGCCAGCUGCCUUCUCAGGGUUCUGGUUUCCCAUCUCUACGUCCUUUGCCUCCAAGGAGGAGUCCCAUGGUAGAACAAGCUGUACAAACUGGACCUGUGGAGAGCCCAGUUCAGAAAAGUGCACCGCAAGUGAAAACUACAAAUGUGAUAGUACAGCGACCAGAGCAGCAGCCACAACCAGUUCCACAGCCACUUCCCCAGAGAAGCACUUCUAUUUCAUUAAAUAAAGCUGAUUCCCAGCAAAUAGAAGCUCCAAAUCCAGCACUAGUAAAUGAUGAAAACCGAAGGCCCCAGAGAAGAUCAGGAAAUAGACGCUCAAGAAACCGUGCAAGAGGGCAAGCCAGGCAAGGAACAGUAAAGGAAAACGCAAUUAAAUUUGAAGGAGACUUUGAUUUUGAAAGUGCAAAUGCACAGUUCAACAAAGAAGAACUUGAAAAAGAAUUUCAGAAUAAACUAAAUAUUAAAGAUGACAAAAGUGACAAAGCUGAUGGGGACGAAAAGGGAGAUUCUGGUGUUGAAACGCAAAACAGUGAGGGAAAUGCAGAGGAAGAUCCUUUAGGACCAAACUGUUACUAUGACAGAUCAAAAUCAUUUUUUGACAACAUUUCUUCAGAGCUGAAGUCUAGGGAAUUGUGUGAGCUGAAGACUGAAUUGCAUUUACCAUGCUUCAAAUAGGAAAAACACUACAAAUGACUGGUCCAUAUUUGAAUUUCUCUCAUUGUCUGGGAGCAGAGAAUGAAUGACUUUACUUUUAGCUUUUCCAGUGGAUUUCCAAGUUUUUAUAAUUCAUAUCUUCCUCAGAAGUAAGCAAAUUUCAUAUGGACUAAAUUGAAAUGAGGGCAUUUUUGCUUUUUUUGCCUUUGGUAUUCCAAGCAUUUUAUUUUUGAGACUUUAUUUUGCCCUUAAACAUAUGGACUGAAGUUGAAAUAAGCAUGGUUAUGGAAAUUUGGGAUGUAAUUAGUCUUGGAAGAAAUAUUUGCCACAUUACAGAUUUGGGACUGCAAAAUAAGGCUGUGUUGGUAGGCUUUCUUGCUAUGCUUUUGAGUUAUGGCUCAGUACAGUAAGCUAUACAAUUGUGUAUUUGAAGCACACACUUGUGGCCAUGCAGAUCCAUUUAGGUAAUCCUAAAAGCACCUGUUGUAUACUGCUUCAGGCCAUGGAAUGCAGAUUGUCCUCUUCAAAAGCAUUUGGUUGUGGAUAAAGUAUAGCUAAGAAUAGUUUAUAAAAUGCAGAAUUUAACCCUGUUCUCACCAAAAUGUAUAUAGAGCACACUUUAUUUUCAGGGUCACAGUUAAAGCCCUUGAAUUCUGUUGCAUAGACUGCUGUUUUACUUUUUCAUUUGGUUUUGUUUGUAACAUGGGUUUAAGAGCACUUUUGGUGUACAAAUCUUGAUCGGUAGAUUAAGUGUGAACACCAAGUUUUGAACUGAUGUAUAAUUUAUGUACAAUUGUCUAAGCUUGCCUUUAUUUUUCUAAGAAAUAGUUAAUAUUUGUGACCAGACCAUGUCAGUAGGGCUGUGUUUAAUAAAAUAAAGGAAAAUGUCAACAAAAA